This is a messenger RNA of Musca domestica (house fly), 1694 nucleotides long. RefSeq names its product catalase-like. The record is from RefSeq and is a predicted model, not a curated record. Gene Ontology annotation, molecular function: heme binding; catalase activity. Bases 69 to 1604 code for a protein of 511 amino acids. Gene Ontology annotation, cellular component: peroxisome; cytoplasm; mitochondrion. The transcript has a single exon. Gene Ontology annotation, biological process: response to hydrogen peroxide; hydrogen peroxide catabolic process. Lineage: Eukaryota; Metazoa; Arthropoda; Insecta; Diptera; Muscidae.
UUAAAAAAUAAAUAACAAAAAAUAGAAAUUAUUUUUAAAAAAACAAUUCGGAAUCCCAACUCGCCAAGAUGUCUCGUGAUAGUGCCGCCAAUCAAUUAAUUGAUUUUAAGAACAAUUGCAAAUCCCCAGCCGGGGUGAUUACCACAACGGCGGGUAUACCAAUUGGAACGGCCGAUGCCAUGUUAUCGGUUGGACCGCAAGGACCUUUGCUUCUGCAGGAUCAUCAAUAUCUAAGAAUGUUGCAACAUUUCAAUCGUGAACGCAUUCCAGAACGUGGUGUCUUCACAAAGGGGGCAGGGGCAUUUGGAUAUUUCGAAGUAACCCACGACAUAAGUCGCUAUUGUGCAGCAACAAUUUUUGAGAAAAUCAAGAAACGUACGCCAAUUGCAUGUCGUUUCUCUGGCGGUUAUAGUUGUGAGCGGGGCUCGGCGGAUACCAUGAGAGAUGUUCGAGGCUUUGCGGUCAAGUUCUAUACUGAAGAGGGCAUUUGGGAUAUUGUAGGCCAGAAUCUGCCCGUGUUUUUCAUACGUGACCCUAUGCUGUUUCCAAGUUUGAUACACUCCCAGAAACGUAACCCCCAAACGAAUUUACGUGAUGCCGACAUGUUUUGGGAUUUUAUAACCUUACGUCCGGAGAGCUUGCAUCAGGUGUGUUUGAUGUUCAGCGAUCGAGGAUGUCCGGAUGGUUAUCGUCACAUGCAUGGCUAUGCGGUACAUGCCUAUAAACUGCUCAAUGCCAAGGGAGAACCAAUUUAUUGUAAAUUUCAUUUUCGCACCGAUCAGGGUAUACAGAAUCUUGAAGCAGCAAGAGCUGUCGAACUUUUGGCCACCGAUCCAGACUAUGCUGGCCGAGAUCUUUUCAAUUCCAUUAAGAAUGGCAACUAUCCCAGUUGGACUUUAUAUCUGCAACUAAUGACCUUCGAUCAGGCCAAGAAAUUUAAAUACAAUCCCUUUGAUUGUACAAAAAUAUGGAACUUCAAUGAUUAUCCUCUGAUAGAGGUGGGUAGGAUCAUUUUAGAUCGGAAUCCCGUAAAUUAUUUUGCCGAAAUUGAACAGCUGGCAUUUAGUCCGGCUAACAUAGUGCCAGGCAUUGAACCUUCCCCUGAUAAAGUACUACAAGGUCGACUCGUUGCCUAUGGUGAUGCCCAAACCUAUCGUCUGGGCACGAAUUACAAUCAAAUCCCCGUAAACUGCCCCUACCGUGUCAGUGUCAAGAGCUAUGAGCGUGAUGGUGCCAUGACGGUGUCCAGUAACAUGAAUGAAGCUCCCAAUUAUUUUCCAAAUUCUUUUGCUGGCCCCCAACCGUGUGAUCGUGUCCGGGCAUUGCAAACAUGCUGUCCAGUGGCUGGUGAUGUUUAUCGUUUCUCCAGUUGUGACACAGAAGAUAAUUAUAGUCAAAUUACCGAUUUUUGGGUUUAUGUCCUGGAUGAAUGUUCACGCAAACGUUUGGUCAACAAUAUUGCCGCUCAUCUCUGUAAUGCCAGCCAAUUUAUUCAGGAACGAGCUGUGCGUAAUUUCACAAUGGUCCAUGCCGAUUUUGGCCGUUUACUGACAGAAGCAUUGAAUCUGGCCCAGGCGGGUACUUUGUGUCUGGGCACGGAGUAAAAAUAUAUGUGCGAUAUGUUUAGUUUUAUUUUUAGUGUGGUUUUUUAUUUAAUAAAAUAUUUUGCAAUAUUAAAUAAAACUUCAGAGCCG